Molecule: messenger RNA, 944 nt
Organism: Bombina bombina (fire-bellied toad)
Lineage: Eukaryota; Metazoa; Chordata; Amphibia; Anura; Bombinatoridae
Product: glutathione S-transferase A4-like
Exons: 8
Coding region: 101-787 (228 amino acids)
Biological process (GO): glutathione metabolic process
Molecular function (GO): glutathione transferase activity
Source: RefSeq, a predicted model, not a curated record
CUGGAAGACUGAACACAUGAUGCUCUGGGCAGUCUACUGGUGCAGCAACUGAACAAAAAGACAUACGAUUUUACAUGAGCCAUUCUGGAUUGCAAUAAAAAUGUGUGAAAAGGUUAAACUUUACUACUUCAAUGGAAGAGGCAAAAUGGAGUCCAUACGCUGGUUGUUAGCCGCAGUGGGAGCUGAGUUUGAAGAAGUGUUUUUAGAAACCAGGGAACAAUAUGAAGCAUUAAGUGAUAAAGCUUUGCCAUUUUGUCAGGUGCCAAUGGCUGAAAUUGAUGGAAUGAAGUUGGUCUAUAAUAAAGCUAUUCUACAAUACAUUGCUGGAAAACACAAUCUUUAUGGGAAGGACCUAAAGGAAAGAGCCUUGAUUGAGAUAUAUGCAGAAGGAACUAAUGGCCUGAUGGAGAUCAUUAUGAGCUACCCAUUUCUGCCGCCUGAAGAAAAAGAGACGCAUAUUGAUGUCAUUGUAGAGAAGGCUAAAAAGGAAUACUUCCCUUUCUAUGAAAAGGUUUUAAGAGAUCAUGGUGAGAACUUUCUUGUUGGAAAUCAGUUCAGCUUGGCAGAUGUGCAGCUGCUGGAGGCUAUCUUAAUGGUGGAGGAGCAUUCUCCUGAUGUCCUUUCUGACUUUCCCAAGCUACAGGACUUUAAAGAAGGAAUAAGUGAUAUCCCUACAAUCAAAUCAUUUCUGCAACCGGGCAGUCAAAGGAAACCUCCUCCAGAUGACAAAUAUGUGGAGAGUGUGAAGAGUGUUAUGCACAUGUACAAUAAAAUUGCUUUUAAUUAGCUAUACAUUAUAGUUCUUGUUCAGUGAACACGAGUUAAUGCAGCAAAUACAAAAACCGUCUCGGUUUAGCACUCUGUUAGCACUUCUUACUGUGAAAUACUGGAAGCUGGUUCUGCUGGAAAGAUCCAAUAAAAUUUUGUCUACAUAUGUAAAUGUA